Molecule: messenger RNA, 7512 nt
Organism: Lytechinus pictus (painted urchin)
Lineage: Eukaryota; Metazoa; Echinodermata; Echinoidea; Temnopleuroida; Toxopneustidae
Product: low affinity immunoglobulin epsilon Fc receptor-like
Exons: 5
Coding region: 138-791 (217 amino acids)
Source: RefSeq, a predicted model, not a curated record
GUUGAACCAGUCGCAUUGUGCACACAUCAACAACCAACUGGACUCGCAAUGAUGUGCGUACCAGUUCCUAAGAACUAAACAUAGCUGUGAACAACAUCUGAGGCUCUUUUACCUACCGUACACAACUUUUUCCUACAAUGGCUGGUCAGAAAGUUAGAGAAAUUUUCGUCUUGGUCCUGAUCAUCAUUUAUUUAAAAAAGGGUUGGACAUCCUCUCGACAGAGAAGACAAGAUAGUUAUAAUGGUCAACCAGCCGCUCAGGAGAGGAAGGAAAUGCCUCAGACGAUCAAACAUUAUGUCGAUGACAAACGGUCUUAUGGAAGGCCUGGAAAGAAGUCUAUCCCUGUUCAACGAAAACAUUGUGAAACUGUGUGCCCUGAAGGUUGGGUGUACGGGAACACAAAAUGUUUCCUGUUCGAGAACAGCCUCCAGGACAUUCCCUGGACAACUGCUCGUGACACCUGCAACGCCCUGGAAGCAGUCACAUUGUGCAACGGGAAGGCAGUGGAGCCAUCCCUGCUCGUCAUAGAAAGCAUUGAGGAGUACCAUCUUCUGAAGCGCAACGUGACCACUGACUUUGCGUGGGUGAACUGCAUCCUCAUUGAUAAAACUUUUGAAUGUUACACGGACAGGGCAGGGACAACUAGCGACUAUCGAAAUUGGGAUGAUAACCAACCUAAUUUACACCCAGGAAAGAGAUACGCGAUGGUGUAUAUGGCCAAUGGUAAAAUGCACGACCAUUUUAACAACAUGGAAUCAACGGCCACAGUCUGUCAGGUCAACGUACAUUGAUAGCUUUAUUUUCAAUUGGUCUAAUACCAAUUCGUCUAAUUAUCAACUCGUCUACUAUCAUUUGGUCUACCAUCAGUUCGUCCACUACCUACGUGGUCUACGUGUCAUUUCGUCCACUCACCAUUUCGUGUAAUAACCAUGUGGUCCAAUAGCCAUUUAGUCCACAUGCCAUUUGGUCGAAUUGUAUACAGUGUUAAUUGGGAGAAAUGAAUGUAAAGAAAAUGGGUACUAGACCAACUGGUUAUGAGACGAAAUUGUCCUGAAAGAACUGGUAAUGAUACAGAGUAAUUAUUGGACGACAUUUUUAUUGGAUUAAAUGGUUGCCAGACGAAAUGUCGAUGGACUGAAUGGCAUUAGAUGAAAUGAAGGUAGACCAUGUGAUGAGUGGACGAGUUGGCAUUAGACGACUUAGCAAUUUACUCUUUGAAACACCGGCCAUGAGAAAUAUUUAACAUAAAGAAAUAUCAUCUUAGAGAGAAUGGAACCACGUGUAUCUUUCUUGAACCAUUAAUGAGGGCAUUAUGGGGGUAGGAUUGGCUUUUAGGAAAUGGGUUUGUGUUGUUACUCUUUUCAGGCGUUUUUUCUAAAAACUUAGAGACUUUGAACGUAAAAAGGUAUAGAACAUGGCUAGAGAUUGGGUUUUAAUGCCAAUGACACCCCUUAAAAAUAUUACGAGGGAUUGUGUUGACCAGAGAGAAAAUGAUUGAAGUGAAACCUUGCAGAUGAAGCACUAAUCAAACUUAUCAAAUAAAACUACCAUUACAGAUAUAAAAUUGUAAAUUUUGGGGUUUGCAUCACGUGCAAAAUUCUGCAUUAUAAUUUUGCGCGCAAAGCGCGCCGAAAAUUUGUCUUUACCUCCUCUCGCCACCCAAAAUAUGGAGAGACAUUCCUGACUCUAAAUUAUAUGUUUUAUCAGUUUAGCCUCAAUCAGGAAGUAUAUAGCGACAGAACCAUUUCCCCAAAAAAUAUGUAUCCUAAAGAAAGACAAAAAUUCGGAGCGCUUUUUACAAAACACGGAUAUUAAGCUUAGAGUUAAAACUUUAAUUUUAUGGCAUUAGUAUUGGUAUAUUGGUGGCUAAAGUAUAUAGGGCGGUUAAUCUGAAAAAAAAAUACAAGGCAGUCAACUAUAUUGCAGGAGAUCAUGGACUUCUUAUACUCGCACUUUAAGAGAGCAUUAAUGUAUUGUGCAUUUAGAUGCUACUUUGCGAGGGAGCAUUUAGCGACCGAGCGAGAAAACUUUCGAAUUUGAGUAGUAAAAACUUUGAUUUCAGAGCACUUGACAACGUGAAUGGAAUACUACAUUAAUCAAUACAUAUAUACGCAUAUAGGACCUACAUACAGUGUAUAUAUCAAUUUUUUCUGGUAGUCAAAAAUUUGGGGCGGGGGCUUGAGCAAUUUUUUUUUUUUUUUUUUUUUGGGGGGGGGCUUCAGUCCCCAAAGCCCCCCUGUUGCACCCACAAAUGUAAUAACGCCCACAAAUGUAAUAACACUUUACCCACAAAUGUAUUAACGCCCACAAAUGUAAUAACCCUUUACCCACAAAUGUAAUAAUUUCACCCACAAAUGUUAUAAUGCACUUUACCCACAAAUGUAAUCAUUUUUGAUCGCCCACAAAAUUUAAUGUAAUAAUGACUUUACCUACAAAUGUAAUAAAUUUGAAGGGAUUUUUGGCGACUCCGUUCUAAACUAAAAUCCUAUAGUAAUGUGUUCAUAUAGCAUAAAAGUGCAAAGUCUUUUUUCCAGACCCGGUUGAUUAAAAAAAUAUAAGAUAAGUCCAUAUAUAUAAGAUUAUUCCUCAUUCACGCAUGAGUGAGCAAAAACAAUUUGAAGAAAGGAUACCAAAAACUCAUUUGGCGGGGGGUAUCUGAAUUUUGAAAAGAAAAUCAGAUGCCUAAAAAGUUCAAUAUCUGCUCUUUAAUUUGAUACCUUAAUCACAAAAAAUGGUCAAGAAGUAAAAAAGUUACGUUCCCUCGAAACAAUGCUUGUAUUUCCAUAAUUUCAUUAAAUAAACGUGUUUUCGCCGGGUUCCCACAGAAGCUAUCGCAUGGUUAACAAAAGACUUCAUGCAUGGCUGAUCGUCAACAAAACGGAGUGUCGAGUGAGUUUGAAUGCUAGCCUGUAAAACCUCUUCAUUUUAUGAAAUUAUUGAAAUUCAAGCCUUAUUUCAAAUAACCAGAACUUUGUUAUUUCUUGACCAUUUUCUGUAAUUGAGGUAUCAAAUUAAAGAGCAGAUAUUGAACUUUUUAGAAAUGUGAUUUCCUUUUUGAAACCCAGAUACAGCCCGCCAAAUGACUUUUUGGUAUCCCCUCUUCAAAUUGUUUUUGCUCACUCAUGCGUGAAUGAGAAAUAAUUUAAGUAAUUUCAGAUGAAAGAGGAGAUUCUAAGCUUUACAAUGGUAGGAUAUUUGUCUAUUGUAUUUGUGAUUAAGUUAUGAUAAAUCAUCGAUAAAUCUCGGUUUCGUUUUUUGUUGGACGCACUGUAUAUAUAUACAAAAACGUUUCAUUAUUUUCUUUAUUUAUAUCAUCAUUAUGAAGAAAUAAGUGAGAAGCAAAAACAAAUAUGGCAAUCGCUUUUUUCAGAUAGGCAAAAUAUUAGUAUGUUAUUGACAUCGUAAUUACGAUCAUUGCUUCUGUUUUAAUGUUAUUGGUCUAUUUUUUAUUCCUUAAUUUUACUGCUCUGUAAUAUGACACAAGAAAAAAACACAUGGAAUGAGUAAGAAAUUUUUAAAAUUUCAAUGUGUAGUUCAUGUUGAGCAGGAAAAUAAAUUAUUUUGGAUCCGACGAUAAUUUGUGGAGGCGGUUGCCCAUUGUUAAUUUCUUUUUUAAACUUCACCUUCCGUAUGGCAAGCCGUUUUAACAUUUAAGCCUAAUUUAAGCCUAAGAAUUACCAUUGCUUAACUACACAAAACCAUUUUUUUUAUAUCAAGAAUUCGAUUUCUUGAUAUCAAGAAAUGAAUUCUUGAUAUCGAGAAUUCGAUUACUUGAUAUCAAGAAUUCAUUUCUUGAUAUCUAAAAAUAGAAUUAUUGAUAUCAUGAAAUGAAUUCUUGAUAUCUCUUGAUUUUGAACGCAAGACUAUUGCAAGAAUUGUUUGGAUAUCGAGCACAAAGUAUUGCACAAAUGUUAAAUUUAUGUCAAGCUCAAAAGUUGUGCAGAAUUGAAAUUGAUACUUGAUUUCCAGCGCACAAGUAAUGCAGAAAUUUAUUCUGAUUUCUAACUCAAAACCAGUGCACGAUUAUACUGUGAUUCGAUUUCGAACUCAAAACUUGUGCACGAUUACAUUGUGAUUCGAUUUCGAACUCAAAACUUGUGCACGAUUACAUUGUGAUUCGAUUUCGAACUCAAAACCUGUGCACGAUUACAUUGUGAUUCGAUUUCGAACUCAAAACCUGUGCACGAUUACAUUGUGAUUUGAUUUCGAACUCAAAACUUGUGCACGAUUACAUUGUGAUUCGAUUUCGAACUCAAAACCUGUGCACGAUUACACUGUUAUUCGAUUUCGAACUCAAAAUUUGUGCACGAUUACAUUGUGUUUCGAUUUCGAACUCAAAACUUGUGCACGAUUACAUUGUGAUUUGAUUUCGAACUCAAAACUUGUGCACGAUUACAUUGUGAUUCGAUUUCGAACUCAAAACUUGCGCACGAUUACAUUGUGAUUCGAUUUCGAACUCAAAACUUGUGCACGAUUACAUUGUGAUUUGAUUUCGAACUCAAAACUUGUGCACGAUUACACUGUGAUUCGAUUUCGAACUCAAAACUUGUGCACAAUUACAUUGUGAUUCGAUUUCGAACUCAAAACUUGUGCACGAUUACAUUGUGAUUUGAUUUCGAACUCAAAACUUGUGCACGAUUACAAUGUGAUUCGAUUUCGAACUCAAAACUUGUGCACGAUUACAUUGUGAUUUGAUUUCGAACUCAAAACUUGUGCACGAUUACACUGUGAUUCGAUUUCGAACUCAAAACUUGUGCACGAUUACAUUGUGAUUUGAUUUCGAACUCAAAACUUGUGCACGAUUACAUUGUGAUUCGAUUUCGAACUCAAAACUUGUGCACGAUUACAUUGUGAUUCGAUUUCGAACUCAAAACCUGUGCACGAUUACAUUGUGAUUCAAUUUCGAACUCAAAACUUGUGCACGAUUACAUUGUGAUUUGAUUUCGAACUCAAAACUUGUGCACGAUUACACUGUGAUUCGAUUUCGAACUCAUAACUUGUGCACGAUUACAUUUUGAUUCGAUUUCGAACGAUUACAUUGUGAUUUGAUUUCGAACUCAAAACUUGUGCACGAUUACAUUUUGAUUCGAUUUCGAACUCAAAACUUGUGCACGAUUACAUUGUGAUUCGAUUUCGAACGAUUACAUUGUGAUUUGAUUUCGAACUCAAAACUUGUGCACGAUUACACUGUGAUUCGAUUUCGAACUCAAAACUUGUGCACGAUUACAUUGUGAUUCGAUUUCGAACUCAAAACUUGUGCACGAUUACAUUGUGAUUCAAUUUCGAACUCAAAACUUGUGCACGAUUACAUUGUGAUUUGAUUUCGAACUCAAAACUUGUGCACGAUUACACUGUGAUUCGAUUUCGAACUCAAAACUUGUGCACGAUUACAUUGUGAUUCGAUUUCGAACUCAAAACUUGUGCACGAUUACAUUGUGAUUCGAUUUCGAACUCAAAACUUGUGCACGAUUACACUGUGAUUCGAUUUCGAACUCAAAACUUGUGCACGAUUACAUUGUGAUUCGAUUUCGAACUCAAAACUUGUGCACGAUUACAUUGUGAUUCAAUUUCGAACUCAAAACUUGUGCACGAUUACAUUGUGAUUUGAUUUCGAACUCAAAACUUGUGCACGAUUACACUGUGAUUCGAUUUCGAACUCAAAACUUGUGCACGAUUACAUUGUGAUUCGAUUUCGAACUCAAAACUUGUGCACGAUUACAUUGUGAUUCGAUUUCGAACUCAAAACCUGUGCACGAUUACAUUGUGAUUCGAUUUCGAACGAUUACAUUGUGAUUUGAUUUCGAACUCAAAACUUGUGCACGAUUACACUGUGAUUCGAUUUCGAACUCAAAACUUGUGCACGAUUACAUUGUGAUUCGAUUUCGAACUCAAAACUUGUGCACGAUUACAUUGUGAUUCAAUUUCGAACUCAAAACUUGUGCACGAUUACAUUGUGAUUUGAUUUCGAACUCAAAACUUGUGCACGAUUACACUGUGAUUCGAUUUCGAACUCAUAACUUGUGCACGAUUACAUUUUGAUUCGAUUUCGAACUCAAAACUUGUGCACGAUUACAUUGUGAUUCGAUUUCGAACUCAAAACCUGUGCACGAUUACAUUGUGAUUCGAUUUCGAACUCAAAACUUGUGCACGAUUACAUUGUGAUUUGAUUUCGAACUCAAAACCUGUGCACGAUUACAUUGUGAUUCGAUUUCGAACUCAAAACUUGUGCACGAUUACAUUGUGAUUUGAUUUCGAACUCAAAACUUGUGCACGAUUGCAUUGUGAUUCGAUUUCGAACUCAAAACUUGUGCACGAUUACAUUGUGAUUCGAUUUCGAACUCAAAACCUGUGCACGAUUACAAUGUGAUUCGAUUUCGAACUCAAAACUUGUGCACGAUUACAUUGUGAUUUGAUUUCGAACUCAAAACUUGUGCACGAUUACACUGUGAUUCGAUUUCGAACUCAAAACUUGUGCACGAUUACAUUGUGAUUCGAUUUCGAACUCAAAACUUGUGCACGAUUACAUUGUGAUUUGAUUUCGAACUCAAAACCUGUGCACGAUUACACUGUUAUUCGAUUUCGAACUCAAAACUUGUGCACGAUUACAUUGUGAUUCGAUUUCGAACUCAAAACUUGUGCACGAUUACAUUGUGAUUCGAUUUCGAACUCAAAACUUGUGCACGAUUACAUUGUGAUUCGAUUUCGAACUCAAAACCUGUGCACGAUUACAUUGUGAUUCGAUUUCGAACUCAAAACUUGUGCACGAUUACACUGUGAUUCGAUUUCGAACUCAAAACUUGUGCACGAUUACAUUGUGAUUUGAUUUCGAACUCAAAACCUGUGCACGAUUACAUUGUGAUUCGAUUUCGAACUCAAAACUUGUGCACGAUUACAUUGUGAUUCGAUUUAAAAAGUUACCAGCCACCCCAAAAAACAACAAUCAGUCGCGCAAGAUUAAUUCUGAGAUUUUUCUUGGGUUUACUCAUACACUAAUUCCUAAGUUUUUAGAAAAUAUUUAACUUGUAAAACUUGAUCUCUAAUAAUUUGUGGAGGCGGUUUACCUUCCCGUACCUUCCCAUGAUUGCAAUCAAGUACUUGUGUGGGUACACAAGUACUUGAUUGCAAUCAUGGACUAGGCGAAAGCUUAAAAUAUAUGGACAAAACAAGGUUUGAAGUCCUGGGUACACUCAAGCAUGAGAUCUGCACAUCAUGCAAUCUUAGUGAAACUUCCAAGCAGUCCCCCCCCCCCCAAAAAAAAAAAAAAAAAAAAAAAAAAAAGUAUCAAAGAAAUUCUUAUAUCUGGAUUUCUAUUCAAAAUUGCAACUCGAAAUUUUGACAGUAAAAAAAAAGAGAAGAAUUACUCUUUCGGACAUGCUAUUUUCAUUGUUUUUGCUUUCCAAAUUGAUAUUUUUGGCGUUUUAAAAGAGAAACCUUCCUGGCGACUUAUUGUUGUUUUUUGGGUGGCUGUUCAUAAACUGAAUUAUGUUAUAAUUAUCAAAACAUGUACGAAAA